UAAGUGAAAGAUAUGCAAAACAAUUAAAAUAUAUUCUUAUAUGUUACCUUGAACCAAUUUAACGAUCAAAUUUUGCGGAAUACGUUUGCUAACAGUUUUGGCGAAAAUGAGGAACAGCGGGCAGUUACGGACAGUGAACAUGAAGUGGGUGACGUUGACGACGUUAGCCAUCGUCGUCUUCGUUGAUGCAACCCGUUUCGUGGAUCCUGUAUCAAAGGAACCUGUGCCAGAUUAUUUCGGGGAUGGUAUUGAACAAAUACAUAAAAGAAACACUGCGCUGAAAGCUGUUUACGAGGGGGAUCAAGUGUGGAGGCUCUACAAGCAUAACGAUACGAUAGUGAAUAAUUAUGUGGACGAAUACGAAUCAUACGGUUCAUUUUCGAUAUGGUCAAAUCAACCAUCGUCUGUCGAUAUUUUCGUAAAAAGCCAAAUGCUUGAUACCGUUGAAACGCAUCUCAGACAAAGUGGGAUAAAAUAUGACGUGCUGAUCGAAGAUGUUCAAAGAGCGAUCGAAGAAGAGAAUGUUCCUCUUUCGGUACAAAUGGCAGCUGAUCUUGAAGGACGCAAAGGUCAUCGGAUGGAAUGGUCCAGCUACCAUGGCUUAGAUGACAUCAACAACUAUCUUGAUUAUCUCGUGACCACUUAUCCCGAUGUCUGUUCCGUUCAAACGAUCGGUCAGUCUGUCGAAGGUCGGCCACUCAAGCUCCUGAGAAUCAGUAACGGUUAUAAAAACGCACCUGCGAUAUGGAUCGAUGGCGGAAUUCAUGCCAGGGAAUGGAUUUCACCAGCAUCUGUGACAUAUAUUAUUGACUAUCUUGUUGAAAACAGCGAAAAUCUAAAAUUGGACUUCUACAUUUUACCAGUUGUAAAUCCGGAUGGAUAUCAAUAUUCUAUUGACCAUGAUCGUUUAUGGAGAAAGAAUAGAAGGAAAGCCGGCAGAUGCGUAGGUACUGAUUUAAACAGGAACUUUGGAUAUCGCUGGGGUGGAAAGGGGACUAGCAAGAAUAUGUGUCAUGAAACGUACCCAGGUAGUAAAGCAUUCUCCGAGCCAGAAACUAGUGCCAUCAGCAACUUCUUUUUGGCGAGUUCAGCAAAUUUCAAGGCGUAUAUAAGCUUCCAUAGUUAUGGACAAUACAUUUUGUACCCUUGGGGAUAUGACCAACGUUUACCGCCUGAUUAUCUCGAUCUUGAUAAUGUUGGUCGUGAAGCAGCUGAAGCAAUGAAGCAGACAACAAAUGAUAAAACCGUGUAUACCGUCGGAAAUUCCGCAAUCACGUUGUACCCAGCUGCUGGCGGUUCUGAUGACUGGGCUAAGGCUGUUCUCAAGAUCAAGUAUGCAUACACCGUCGAACUGCGAGACACUGGUAGAUACGGCUUCAUGCUUCCUUCUCGUUACAUUACUUCUACGGCCAAGGAAGCGCUUGCUUUCGUAAAUACACUUACGAAAACAAUUCUUAACGAGGGUUAAUUAUGUAAUAACAUUUACGUUAUCCAGACGUCGUAAACGGAUUGCCAAAUAUAUUUAUAAAAUGUAUUUGAUUGGAGAAGUUUGACUAAGGUAGUGAGUCUUCUGAUCAGCUGACUUCCUGCCGUAUUUUAUAUACUGUAUGAAAACCUAAAGGAAUUCUUAUGACAUUCAGAUCGCAUGUUCAGGACUACUGUUUUAUAACAUAAAGAUAUCUAAAGUUUUACAAUAUAAGGAUACUGUAUGAAUGUAUCCUUUUAUAAUAGCAAAACUUCAGUUAAUACGAUAUAUCAAAAAAUCU
Molecule: messenger RNA, 1766 nt
Organism: Wasmannia auropunctata (little fire ant)
Lineage: Eukaryota; Metazoa; Arthropoda; Insecta; Hymenoptera; Formicidae
Product: carboxypeptidase B-like
Exons: 6
Coding region: 107-1468 (453 amino acids)
Biological process (GO): proteolysis
Molecular function (GO): zinc ion binding; metallocarboxypeptidase activity
Source: RefSeq, a predicted model, not a curated record